Molecule: messenger RNA, 1111 nt
Organism: Blepharisma stoltei
Lineage: Eukaryota; Ciliophora; Heterotrichea; Heterotrichida; Blepharismidae
Source: the annotation of a GenBank genome assembly
AUGAGGAGCUCAAAAGAAUCCCUGGUUUGUCCAUAUAACAAAAACCACGUCAUGCCAAGCAACAGGCUUGAAUGGCACCUUAUAGAGUGUAAAGACAAAAUAAAUCAGUCAAGCGGUUUUGCAAUCUGUCCUUACAACGCAUUGCAUCAUGUUCCUACACAACUGCUCGAAGCACACAUUCAGACCUGCAAAAAUAAAAUUCAAGAAAGAGAAGAUGUAUUCAAACAAAUGCAGGCGACAAUUAAUUCAAAUCCGUCUCAUUACAAAGGAAAAGCACAAAGUGAUUUGCCACCUGGAUUUGCUCCGGUUGCAACCAAGGCUAAAAAGAAGAAAAAAAAUAGUAAGAAUAGCACAAAUAACACAAAUAAGAAGGAGAGUGCAGAAGACCCUAAUGAUGUGUAUUUGCCUACGAAUAAGUGGUUGGAGCCUGAUUCAGAAAUGAUUGGAUGCAUAGAAGGGAUUCAAUUUGGACUUCCGCCUGGUUUUGAAGAGUUUACACAUGAAAAUAAAGAUUCAGAGUCAGAUUCCAAAGCAAAAGAACUGCAGCCAUCACCUAUAAAUUCUAACUCUUCUUAAUAAAAACUUUUUGCUCAAAAAUUAGUGCAAUAUCCUUUAAAUAUAAUUCUGAAAUGAAUUACAAUUUUUUUUCUUCCAAAGUUAACAUGUAAAAAUAGAAGUGAGUAAGACAAAAAAUCAGCAAGAUCCUCUUGAUUCUUCAAUUCCUACUCCAGACACAAAAGUUUCAGAUCCAAAGCCUCUUCCUCAAAAAUCUGAGCCAAUCCUCCCGACCUCAAAAUCUCAAUCUCCAAUUAAACCUCACACACCAAAAGACGAAGACGAGUGGGUCACAGUUAAAUCCAAGCCUAAAAAGAAGCCAUCAAAAAAAUCUGACUCCAAUAGCUCUCUUCCCAUCUCUCAGUCAGAUUUCAACACCCUAGCCGAAUUCCAAGUUUCUGCCUCUAUCACAAAAAACAAAAAAACUCUGAAAAAGAAGCUCAAAGAAAUCCAGCUCCUCGAAGAAGCCUACAAAAGAGGUGAAAAACUCGAUCCCCAACAAAUGAUGAAACUCCAAAGCAAAGAAAAAAUUGAGCGAGAAUUAGAGUCUCUUUAA